Actinia tenebrosa (Australian red waratah sea anemone) is the source of this 2273-nucleotide messenger RNA. RefSeq names its product MMS19 nucleotide excision repair protein homolog. Gene Ontology annotation, cellular component: cytosolic [4Fe-4S] assembly targeting complex. The record is from RefSeq and is a predicted model, not a curated record. Lineage: Eukaryota; Metazoa; Cnidaria; Anthozoa; Actiniaria; Actiniidae.
CAGCUUUAAAAGCAUUACAAAGUAUUGUUUGUAAUUUAUAUUCCUCAUCACAAGCAGAUGAUGUAGAAACCAGAGAACAAUUCAUGGGAAUAGUUUUACAAGAAUGUAAUGAAUAUCUGAGUUCCUUGGAUUUAAGGAUGAUGAAACCAAAUGGAAGAAUCCUACAGUCAACAGCAUUAGCUGCAGAACCAGCUUAUCAGCAAGUCUUACAAUCCUCUCUUCCUUUGCUUGUGGACAAAUACAACUCACAGCCAAUGGGAAUUGCAAAGAAAAUAACACUAGAUGUGAUUCUUGAACUAUUAAAGGUUGCAAAGACUUUUUAUCACAUGACUCAAGAUAGUGCUCUUGUUACCCAUAAGGAUGCUCUGGUGACUCUGCUCUUUGAAGCACUUACUAGUGAAAGUCAUGCUUUGUGCUGUGCUGGAAUAACUGGUCUGGUUGUCUUGGUUACACUGAAAGGAAUGAUAACAGACAACCAGGUGAUUAUUUUAGUUGAGCAUUUAACUAAACAAGCUCUGAAUUCUAAAGAUAUGAUAGUCAGGCAAGAAAGUACUACUGCCCUGGCAUAUCUGUCAUCCAAAUUUCCUGCUGUCAUUAAAGCCAAGUUACUUCCGGCUGUACAAAGCUAUCUUAAGACAGAAGAAUGUGUAGCAAUGGAACAAGAAAAGGAUGGUAACACAGAAUAUUCAUCUGGUUGUCAUGGAUAUGCCAUGGAGACCCUGUCAACAGUGUGUACUGAAGAAUCUGUUGUCCGAGACAUUAUUCCUGUUAUCCUCCAACACGGGAAGAACCUGGCAGAAAUUAAUGAUGUGAGUGAUGCUAUGAAAUCCAAAGGUUUAAGAACAUACAAGUGUUUGUUAUCUGUGGUACAAGGUACCAUAAAACAUAAUGUUGUUCAACCAGAGUACUAUUCUGAACUCGUUAUACCGGAUCUGUUACACUUGUCGAUAAAGCCUGUCUUACAAGGUCGUGAAACCAAUUUGAUGUUGGAGUCGGACAUCUUGGAGAUUUUUAGCUCAAUUUUUAGAACCAUAGUAUGUCAAAUGCAGUCAGAAUCAACAGAGAAGUGCCUGCAGUCAAUUGUAGAACUGUUCUUGGAUGGUAAACUACCAAACUCUCUAAAUAAUUACAAAGUCGACUCCUUCUUACCCUUGGAGGUUGAAUCUCCAUGGCAACAAACUCAGCUGGUUUCUCUGUUGAUGCCUUGUCUGUGUGCCGUCAAAAGAGAUGUGUGUAUUUCACAGUUCUCAAUAUUGAUGCAAAAGUUACAAACUUUAGCCUGUAGGUCAAAUCACAAGAGAACUAAUAUUGCUGCAGCGAAAUGCCUAGCAGGGCUCAUCAACAAGAUGAAGGAAGGAGAAGAGUUGGAUUUAUUAAUGCAAAACUUGAUGUCGACAAUAUGGUCUUGUAUUUCUAAUGAAGAAUGUCAGGAAAACCAUUGGAGUUCCCUCAUCACCUGGAUCUGGGUAACCAGAGCUCUUGUUUUGCGCUCACUUCCAGUAUCUCAAGAGUUUGUUAAGAAGAUAAUAAGUAUAUUUAGUAACGACAGCGUGGGUAAGGUGGCAGCGGAUGGUUUCUAUAUACUGAUAGCAGACAGUGAUGAUGUGAUGACGUCACAGAUGCAUGCUGAUAUUAAAUUGAUGUACAAGCAACGGUUCUUCCUACAAACUCUUCCUCAGCUACUCAAUGGCUUCCAGUCUUCUCUACCGGGACACAAACACCACUACCUCAGUGCAUUGUCACAUCUACUUCAGUGGAUCCCUAAACAAGUCCUCAUGUCAGAAGUACCUAAUUUGAUGCCGCUUCUGAUCCAGUCCCUAUCCCAAGACCAAGCAAGUCUUCUCCUGUCUACCUUACAAACCCUUUAUUCACUCAUCUUCGACGCUUCUGAGGCGAUUAUAAGACAAGUGACGUCAUUAGUACCCAAUUUCUUGAGACUGGUCAAGUUUGAAUCUUCGAUGAAGGUUCGAAUAGAAGCUAUUAAAUGUCUUGGUGCCAUGACGACCCUACCCCAUCAUGUUGUAUACGUGUACAAAUCAAAAGUAAUCAAGAGUCUUUCUUCAUCGUUGGAUGAUCACAAGAGGUUUGUCAGGGCAGCUGCCGUCACCUGUAGGAACGAAUGGUUUUUGUUAGGAGCAAGUUGAUCGCGCGGUUUAUCGUAGCACUCCAAGAUGGCUGUCAAGAAACUGAAUAUUUAACCAUUGGAUUUAUAAAUACGUAGUCAUUAUAUGCCGAAAUUAUUUUGAUAACUGAAUAAAGAUUAAAUAUUCUUG